Molecule: messenger RNA, 723 nt
Organism: Morus notabilis
Lineage: Eukaryota; Viridiplantae; Streptophyta; Magnoliopsida; Rosales; Moraceae
Exons: 2
Coding region: 227-373 (48 amino acids)
Source: RefSeq, a predicted model, not a curated record
UCGAAAACAGGGCGUCAAGCCUCAAAACCUCAUUGUAAAACUGGUUUGCUUCUAUCUUCUUCCACUUCACCUUUUGAAUCUCUUUUCUCGAUCGCUUUCCGAGCAAAAAAGUGGGGUCAGAUUCUUCGUGGGUUCGCUUUAAAUCCCAAAGAAGUUUGUUGGGUUUUGAUUGGAAAACCAGAAGAGAAAGAGAAGAAAAACCAGAGUAAAAAAAAAAAAGAAAACAAUGGCGAUGCCAUGGGGGAUGACUCUGUGGAUGGCGAGGAUGGUUUGGUUGGCUCUCAGCGGCUGGGUCUCCUCUUGCCUGAUCGUCGCCGACGAGGUCGCCGCUUCUCUCCGGACCGGCGAUAUUGGCCCUUUUCAUGUUGGCUGAUAUUCAUGGUCGGGAGAGGCUAAAAGUAACAGAAAAAGAAAGGUGAGCAGAGUCUAUGACCUGCAAAUCUUUCCCUAAUUUUAAGUUUGUGAUUGUUCCUAGUUGAAUUGUUAACAUGGAAAUUUGGUUUGUGUUUUCUCAAUUAGGUAGUCUGAAAUCAUACUUGUAAAGUUGGCCAUAUCUUGUACAGUUCAGCUUGUGACAAAUGUUGUAAUGUUAUUCUACUGGUGUGUUGCAUUUGACUGGCCGUUGUCUUGGCCAACAAGGCUUAACGUCCCCAUAUACUGUCAAAGUUUGAAUGUCAAUUGCCAAAUAAAAUGUAAAAAAUAGUGAAUUACAGGUUAGGUUCA